AUGGCGACGGCUACCACAACGCUUCACAACCCGUGGAGUAAGAGCAUAACACGUUGCAAGAGGGAUUCUGCCCACUCAAAAGGGUCCGAUGUACACAUUUUCAGUCACGAACAUCACGGCAAUAGCGCAGACAGCAUCCUUCAGCUUAUAAAGGAAACUGCAAGCAUCCGCAAGCAGUCAGAAGGUUCGAUUCAACUCAAGCCCACGCCGUACCAACCGUACGGUGGCGACUUUGCCUGGGAAUUCAAUGAUGGGGAAAGUCAUACAUGUAGCUUUGUGCAACAUAAGGCAGGUCGCACGUCAAAGGGCAUCGUCAUUUCGGCAUUCCAGCCAAGGGAAAAGUUCGACCACCUUAUCUGGGAAGAUACUGCAAACUCCCAUCUUAACCUAUACGCCCGCGAUCAGAGAAACCCAGACACUUUCCAAGAAUGUCAAUACAGUGUAAACUGCCAAGCCCGCCAUGCACCUGCAGUUUUGGAAAUUGUACAGCAUCUUCUAAAGACGUUAGAUGACGCCCGUGCGGGUUGGGAAGCUAAUGUUCGCGGACGAUGGUUAAGCAACAACGCAGAUGAACUCGACCUAGAGAAAGCAUUGGAACCAUCUGGAGAAACUGAUAGAAUCGAAGCAGCCGAGCUGUACAACAAAUCAAACGCAGAUAUGGAAACCGACCUAGUUGUUCACGCAGGUGAGACGGCUAUACUGCAAGCGGCUGCGGAACGCAUUCGGCAGGAGUUUAAUCGACUCUCUAAAAAGGAUGGGAGAGCGUAUAUGCUGCCUCUAGGGAGUUCCUCCAAAUUGCAUCCCUUAGGUGACAUGGUCAUCAUAAACGUGGAUAAGUCGAAGGAACCAUGGGAUGAUCGCGUUAUAUGGUCAUGGUUACACGAAUGUCGCGACCUUACAGACAUCAAGGGUAUUGUUGUCCGCAUAGCACCUCGAGGCGCAUCAUCGUAUCAACCCAAUAGGUACUUGAAGAUGCCUCUUCAUAGCACUACUCUGCCGCUGGCCAAUCGCCGCACCUUCCUUCCCAUCACACGCCGGCCAGCAUACAUUCUAGGCUACCAACCGCCCCCAGUUGGAGGUGACAUUCCCCAACAGGUUCUCUUCAUCUCUACGGACGAAAUUCAGUGGCCUAAAGCCUUGCAUUCAUGCCAGUGGGAGUCUGAACCAGAAUCGGAAAACGCAGAGUGGUCUUUCCAGCCAAUGCGGCUUCUUCACUUCACUGGUCAUAGUUCGAGUAUCGAUGCAGUAAGAACCACGGGAGAAGAACUCCACAGAUGGAACACGCUUGAGAGUGUAGUGCAGUCUCUACGUCAUUUCGAUGAUCUCACGGAAGCAAUACCUCUUGGUGAGAUAUUCCGAGCCCCCAACCUGUACGGGACUGGCACCCAAUUUCGCUACAGCCAGCAAACAGAAGAAGAAGAACAUAAUAGCCAGAGUAGCGACAAUGCAGAAGACGAGAGUGGCAAAAAAGACCACAAGGAAAUUAAUAGGUUGCGCAACAACGAAAAUAAAAAAAUUGAUAGGUUGCGCUCCGUCUGCAUAUCUCACGAUCCCAAGAUGGCAAUCUGGGAAAAAGGCGUCUUCAAGAACUUGACACAGCUAGAACAGAUGGCACAGUCGAUAACUCAAGGUGAGGAUCACAUUGAACGGCAAGCCAGGAAGGAGGACGAGAGAAGAAAAUCUUAUCUUAGCCAUGUCCCAGCUGCCGUACUCGCGGAGUUGUUCGAAGCGUUCCCCAAAGAUGUCCCGCCUGGAGGAAGAUCUCCUAGACAACCAAUGGUUGACUGGCUAUGGAAUGUAAAGAGGGUAAAGCAGGCAUGCAUCAGUGCUGAUCAGCUGAGUGGGCGACGUAAAUGCGAAUUGAUAGACGCUGCAACAUUCCGGGACUUGAUCCUUACAGCUCUGUCUAAAGCGGUUGACGGUGAGACAGACAAAGAAAGGAAGGAGGCGGAUGAAUAUCGAAAGCAGAUAGAGAAAUACGCGGAGAAAAAGUCCGCGUCUAAGUAA
Messenger RNA from Alternaria arbusti, 2007 nucleotides. RefSeq lists its product as uncharacterized. The transcript has a single exon. Lineage: Eukaryota; Fungi; Ascomycota; Dothideomycetes; Pleosporales; Pleosporaceae. Bases 1 to 2007 code for a protein of 668 amino acids. The record is from RefSeq and is a predicted model, not a curated record.